Messenger RNA from Didymodactylos carnosus, 1039 nucleotides. The record is from the annotation of a GenBank genome assembly. NCBI's taxonomy places the organism in Eukaryota, Metazoa, Rotifera, Eurotatoria, Philodinida, Philodinidae.
GAAAGAAGCAUCUUCCCGCGGUUUAUAACCGGCACGUGCAAUAUGCCUUGGCUGAUCAGGCAGAAAGUUCUUGACGCUACACCUAAUUUCUCGACAUCAAAAGAAUUUGUUGAAACUUUAAAAAAUAUAUUUUCUUAAUCAGCUCAAUGAGCUCUAUCGAACGAUGUAUAAUAAGUUCAAACAAAAUGUUGCUCAACUUUUGCAUUACGCGCACCUUGCAUUCGUUCACCGUCCUUCGGAUUCCGAAUGUGAUAUUUUUAUUGCAUAAAAGUUUAGUUCUGAUGCAGAAAAUUUAGAAUUGCAAGCAUAAUUCAGGCUUUUUCGCUUCAGAUUUGGAAAAAAUGAAUUUUUUCAGCAAUGAAAAGGAAUUUCAAAAAAAAACGAUUUGAACUUUUGUACUUUUCACUCUCUAUCUAUAAAUGAGUUGGUUCGGAUGUUUUAUUUCAACAGGACAUAUUGCUUGACAAUUUCGACAAAGGUUCAGGUUGAUAUUGAUUCAUCUGGCUUCGUUGUUAAUUCAUCUCACUUAAUCGAGCAUUUAUGUGUACAUUGUCAUAUUUCAUUCAACCGAGAACUUAUUUUUUCGAUAUCGGGCGCUGAAUUAACUAAACGCGUACGUACAAAAGCGAUUCAGUGUAUGUUGAAACAAGAAAUCGGUUGGUUUGAUAGACAAGAAAACCAUAGUGGAGUACUCUGUGAACGCUUAUCAUCAGAUGCAUUAGCUAUUCAAAAUGUAUAUUUGAAAACAGGAUUGUCAAAGAAAACAAGAAAAGUAUUAGACCAUGCUUCAGUACUCGCUACAGAAUCACUUCAAAAUAUUCGUACAGUUGUACAAUUGACUAAAAAAGAUAUUUUUAUACAAAAGUAUUCCAACUAUAUUAACCAAACAUACACAUGGUCAAAAAACUAUUCCUAUAUUGAAGCAAUUGCAUACGGUGUGGCAACAUCGAGUUUUUAUUUUACUUUAGCAGCAAUAUAUGCAGCCGUCUUUGUAUUAGUUGAACAUGAACAACUUAAAGCUGAAAAUAUAAUGAUGUGA